AUAAGACGGACUCUGGAUUCUAUUGGAACUCAAUACGCAGCUAUACAGUUUUUUUUUUAGAGUCUGUUUCUUUUAUCAUGGUUAUGAUUAGACUCCUUUCCAAGAAUUCACCAAGUAUACGUACAGCUUAUAGUACGAUCUAUACACGACAUGUACACAUUUCAAAAUCAAUUGCUUUCCCUCGUCAAUUAAAUGCUACAGCACAGGUACCAAAGACACCACUACCCGUUUCUUCACAAUGGCCAGCUCAACAUGGAUUCCCUCAUGUACGAUAUAUGGGUCCUGUCUUGUAUGGCAUUACACUCUGUGCAGGUACUUUUAUGGUAGCAGGCACUGUAUUUGACCGUAAUCAACAAACAUUAUGGGAUCGUAUCCGAGCUCAUUCUCGACAAUGGUCCCUUUUUGGAAUAAGCGAUGAGUCAUUACUGACAGAAUUAUGGAAAGAAAAAAGGGACAUGAUAAUCGAAAGACGACGUGCAAUACUAGAGAAUCUUGCUCGACGCUUAGACAAUAUGCACUUACCUACAGACAUCAAACGUGCUUUAUGGAUGGUGGGCGAGAAACUGACAUCCAUGUCUGAAGCUGAAAAAACCCUGGCAGGACUGAUUGCGAUCAAUACAGUCGUGUUUGGUCUUUGGAAAGUACCUCGCUUGACUUCUUUGAUGAGUCAAUGGUUUUUGCAUCUGCCAGGCAGCAAAAAGAACAUCACUUUGUUGACCAGCUGUUUCUCUCACCAAGAGUUUUUCCAUUUUACAUUGAACAUGGUGGGUUUAUGGUCUUUUGGUAAGGUGGUGCAUGAUGCUCUUGGUAGAGAACAGUUUAUUGCUAUGUAUUUGGGUGCUGGUGUAGGUGCCAAUGUGAUCAGUCAUGUGUGUAGUCUGGCAUUAAGACGUUCAAGACCAUUGCUGCCUAGUCUAGGUGCUAGCGGUGCUAUUUAUUCACUUGUAGCUGCUACAGCCAUUAUGUAUCCCAAUUCAAGUAUUAGUUUGAUCUUUUUGCCCAUGAUUCCCAUUCAAUUAGGAUUUGCACUUCCUGCUUUAAUGGCCUUUGAUGCAGCUGGUAUUCUGUUUAAAUGGAGAAUGUUUGAUCAUUUUGCACACUUGGCUGGUGCUAGUCUAGGUAUUGGUUACUUGACUUAUGGUGAGCAAUAUAUUUGGACGCCUCUUAUUCGAAAAAUACACGAAUCUCGAUCCAGAAGAGAAGGUAAUGGUAGUGGAAGAAAUAAUGGUACUUUUAUGUGGACAGAAGCAAGACAACCCGAGCAGCGUAAUACAUGGUCUGGUUGGUUUAAUAAAUCAUAAAUUUUCAUUUUAAUUACAACAUCAAAAAAAAAUAUCGAUUGCAUUUUAGUACCGGUGCUCCCUAAACCCUACAAAAAGAAGUAGGUUGAGAGCCACAGUGUGGAUAGCAAACGCGGUUUUGUCUUUGGUGGUAGUGUUGUGUAACAUGCAAUUAGGCCGACAGAGUCAGUUCCGCACACAUCCACAAGCUUAAG
Gilbertella persicaria is the source of this 1495-nucleotide messenger RNA. RefSeq lists its product as uncharacterized. The record is from RefSeq and is a predicted model, not a curated record. Gene Ontology annotation, molecular function: serine-type endopeptidase activity. Gene Ontology annotation, cellular component: membrane. Bases 78 to 1301 code for a protein of 407 amino acids. The transcript has 3 exons. NCBI's taxonomy places the organism in Eukaryota, Fungi, Mucoromycota, Mucoromycetes, Mucorales, Choanephoraceae.